This is a messenger RNA of Penicillium cinerascens, 1053 nucleotides long. RefSeq lists its product as uncharacterized. Lineage: Eukaryota; Fungi; Ascomycota; Eurotiomycetes; Eurotiales; Aspergillaceae. The transcript is spliced from 3 exons. The record is from RefSeq and is a predicted model, not a curated record. The coding region runs from base 1 to 1053 and encodes 350 amino acids.
AUGGCAAUCGAACAAAACAUUGUGAGCAUUGUCGGGGCUACUGGGGCCCAGGGUGGCUCUGUUGCUCGGUCUCUGAAGCAAAACCCUCAUUUCGAGGUCCGGUGCAUCACCCGAGACACGAAUUCCCCGGGAGCCAAGGCACUCAUGAAUGAGGGUUUCAAUGUGAUCAAAGCUGAUGGAGCAAAUGCGGAGGAAAUGGAACGGGCAUUGGCGGGCAGCUGGGGGGCAUUCAUUAAUGUGGCUACCGAGGGUCAAGAAUUCGACAUUGCUGUUGCUCUACAAAGAUCAAUCCUGUCAAGCGCCGCAGCUGCCGGCGUAAAACAUGUUGUCUUCAGCUCUGCGCCUGACGCUCGAAAGCUGACCGCGGGACGUGCGCCCGUCCCUAACUUAGAUGUAAAGGCACAGGCAGCAGAAUGGGGCGAUGCCUGUCCCGUCUUUGAGACCUUUACACCAGUUAUGCUUUCGUGGUAUCUUGAGAACUUUGAACAUCCCAUCCUUGCCGAGCUCCUGGGGGGGUUCCCCAUCCACGAAGACCAGGACGGGUACCUCAGCUGUCGGGUGCCGCUAUGGGGAGGCGAGGAGGAAGUCCCAUUCAUCAGUGUGAAAGAUGAUUUUGGAGACUUAGUUCACGGCGUCUUCCUCAAUCCUGUACGGUGGAAUCGCGCUGUGAUCCAGUGUAAUGGAGAGCUGAUGUCGUGGGCGGAUAUGGUGCAGGCCUAUGUUGCUGGUAAAAACUCCUCCUUCUGCGGCCUCCUCGCCACCAAUCAAUUGAAAGGAACUCAAAAGACAGCUAAUGGGAUUAUAGUGACCGGUAAGAAAGCUCGAUUCAUGCCCUACAUCCCCGCAGAGGAGAUGCCGACCUUUGAGUGUGGGGGAAUUCAGGAUCUGUUCAUCUACAGCCAACUACGAGGGGGCGAUUACUACGGCAAUGGGCCCAGUGAGACUAGGACUGCUUGUCAACUGAAGCGGGAUGCAUGGAAGGCAAAGGGCAGGAAGGGACGAGAGACUAUGAUGACUGUCAGGGAGUACUUUGAGCGUCUACAUGUUUCCUAA